CACAUCAAGAGAAAUUUCUGAUCUUGAAGGGCAACUCAUCUCGUUGAGAAACCACCUUUCCAACCGGGCUUCUAUAAUCCAAGGAUUAGCAGAAGGCACAAAUCUUAACUACCUGGCAGCACCAGAAGGCUUAUCGAAAGAGGAAAUCCUGAGCUUUGAAGCAAGGGAGCCUACGAAGAUAGACAAAUGGAGAGUAGAAUUCAUGGAGUCGCUUGAAGUGUUGUUGGCGGAGAGGCGCGUGGAUGAAGCAUUGGACGCAUUAGACGAAGGAGAAAGCGUGGCCAAGGAGGCGAGAGAUCGCCAAACAUUACCCCCAGCUGAUUUACAGUCCUUGCAGACCGCCAUUUUCGAACAGAGACAGAAGUUAGCGGACCAAUUGGCAGAUGCCGCGUGUCAGGCCUCGAUCAGCGGUUAUGAGCUCAGAUCUGCUGUAAUGGCGCUGAAACGCCUCGGAGAUGGCCCCCGCGCGCACACGCUCCUCCUCACAUCUCACCAGCAGAAGCUGAAGAGUAACACUCAAUCGCUCCACCCCUCCGCCGCCUCGCACGGAGUGGCGUACACGGCGGCUCUUUCGCACCUUGUUUUCUCCACAAUCGCGCAAGGAGCGAGCGAUUCCUUAGCCAUAUUCGACGAUGAACCGGCGUACUCCUCUGAGCUGGUGACGUGGUCGGUGAAUCAGACCGAGGCUUACGCUCAGCUCAUCAGGAGACACGUUCUGGCUUCUGCGGCCGCCUCUGGCGGCCUGAGAGCAGUCGCCGAGUGUGUUCAGAUCUGUUUAGGGCAUUGCUCGCUUUUGGAAGCUCGCGGGUUAUCGCUUUCGCAGGUCCUGUUGAAAUACUUCAGGCCGUGUGUGGAACAAGCGUUGACGGCUAAUCUGAAAAGGAUUGAGCAGUGUACGGCGGCGCUUGCUGCUGCGGAUGAUUGGCUACUGGUUCAUUCGCCUAUGGGAUCGCGCUCUCUGGGAGCUGCGCCUCUUGGCGCGAUGAUCUCCCAGCCUAAGCUCUCCACCAGUGCUCAUAAAUUCAACACAAUGGUUCAGGAACUAUGUGAGGACAUUAGUCCACUUGAGAGUUUAAGGCUAUCUCAUCAAGCUUUGGAGGGGAUCAUACAAACAUUUAACGUUUAUAUCAACAUGUUGAUAAACGCGUUGCCCGGGUCGAUGGAAACUGAAAACAUUGAAGGAACUGGACACAGAAUUGUAAGAAUUGCAGAGACUGAAGCCCAACAGACAGCAUUGCUAGCCAAUGCAUUGUUGUUAGCGGAUGAGCUCAUCCCACGUGCAGCCACGAAGCUCUCGCCUUGUCAUCAACAGCAGGCAAACAGAAUGGAGGAUUCGGCUAAAAGAUCCUCUGAAAGGCGUAUUCCAGAGCAGAGGGAACUUAAGCGAAGACUUCAGCGGUUAGUUGAUCAAUUACGUGACAGCUUCUGUAGACAGCAUGCGCUUGAACUUAUUUUUGGAGAAGACGGUGUGGUUCGAUUAAAUGCAGAUAUGUAUCUGAAUAUGGAUGAAAGUGGAGAAGAGCCUGAAUGGUUCCCCUCUCCAAUAUAUCAGGAACUAUUUGAAAAGUUGACAAGAAUAGCCAACAUUGCGUCAGAACUGUUCAUUGGAAGGGAAAGGUUUGCAACUAUGCUUUUGGUCAGGCUAACUGAUACUGUCAUCCUUUGGCUUUCUGAAGACCAGAACUUUUGGGAAGAAAUUGAGCAAGGUCCACGGCCUUUAGGUCCAUUAGGACUUCAGCAGGUAACCUUCCGGUGGUUAGUAGGUUACCUGCGGCAUAAACGUGAGCUAAGCGAAGCAGUGAAAGCACACAUGGCUCCCUACGUCACCAUUUAUCCUUUUCUUUUUUUUCUUCUCUUUUCCUUUUCUUUCUUUUCUUUUCCUUUCCUUUCUCCUUCCAUGUUCCCUCUUAUCCCUUCUCCACGGAGGUCAAGCCGCCUUGACUAUUAAUGUUUUACAAUGCUGUAAUUACAGUACUAAAUUUAGAUACUACGGAGUACUAAGUACUGAGUAUUAAGUUUUGUAAUAGGAUCAUACAUAUUAAACCUACUCCGUAUUGAACUGAAAAUAUUUAGCCGUCAACAGAGGAGCAAAAAACAUGCUGUAAAGAAAGGACAAACAAAAAGUGGUGCGAAAACCGGUGAUCGGGGUAGGGUAUAGCCGAAAGGAAGAACGAAAAACCAGAGUGGUCAAGUUACCAAAGGGAAAGGUGCGUCUCCUUAAGGGGUCAUCAAGGAAAAAGAAAGACUCCAUGUCUAACAAAAGCUUAAAAAAAAUGCAUCUACAAACUAUGGGCGUUCAUUCCUAAUUUUCUCAGUUGUAUCUAUGGGCUUUCAGUAAUCGGAACUUUUUUUAUUUGUUGUCUGUGAUCAAAUUGGUCCAAGAAAAUAGUUAAAUUGGAGGGAACACCACACUUUGGUAGCAUUGAAAUCGAAUGAAUGCCCUUUGAAAAUGGCAAAUGUCAAAUGCCUUCUGAAAAGAAAGACAGUGAGACGAAGUAGAGAAAAUGACAAAUGUCCCUCUUCAUCAAUGGUGGAACUGAAUCUCAAAUUCCAUCCAGAUCUCCUCCAUCUCUGGCGGCUCAACCUCUGCGUGAAGGAAAAAAAGAGCGAUCAGGGAAUGAGAAAGGAUUACCUGUGCUCAAGUAGCGUCAACAGUUUUAUUUGGAUAUGGAGUUUGUGAUUCUGUUCGCAUCCCAAGGCCGGUACUUGUCUCGAAAUCUGCACCAAGUCAUCAAGAACAUUAUAGGCAAGGCCAUUGAAGCCGUGGCAGCAAAUAAAAUGGACCCUUACAGCAUGCUGCCGGAGGAUGAAUGGUUUGCGGAUGUAGCUCAAAUCGCAAUUAAAAUGCUAACAGGAAAAGCCAACUUUGGGAAUGUGGAAAGAGAAGGCGUGGGUAGCCCCACAGCGUCAGCCAGAUCAGCAUCAUCUCCCAUUUCUCAUGGGAGUCAAUGAUAACAUUGAGCAAAGGUAGUCUUAAGACACCAUUGGUUCACUUCAGUUCGCCCAAAGCUUGUUUAUCUAUUACAGUAUCUAUUCGAUUAAAUGUCAACAUUAUUGAUUGGGGUGAUUUCGAACUUAUAACCUUUCCGUUAGGAGUGUCACAAUGUUAUCGAAUUACAAGUUGAUUGGCUCAGUUAAUGCACCCAAAGCAUGCUAGAACACUAUCUAGCUACUAUGUGCAUUAGAGCCAUUUACUUCAAAGGUAAUUAACUUGUUUUUUGUAUGGAAGAAAUAAGCUUAAAUUGAUAUCACAUCAUUCAGAUA
Messenger RNA from Cuscuta epithymum, 3264 nucleotides. Lineage: Eukaryota; Viridiplantae; Streptophyta; Magnoliopsida; Solanales; Convolvulaceae. The record is from the annotation of a GenBank genome assembly.